Messenger RNA from Carlito syrichta (Philippine tarsier), 1602 nucleotides. It is a transcript of the gene IL18R1, whose product is annotated as interleukin 18 receptor 1. The transcript is spliced from 10 exons. The record is from RefSeq and is a predicted model, not a curated record. Bases 1 to 1602 code for a protein of 533 amino acids. NCBI's taxonomy places the organism in Eukaryota, Metazoa, Chordata, Mammalia, Primates, Tarsiidae. Gene Ontology annotation, molecular function: interleukin-18 receptor activity; interleukin-18 binding. Gene Ontology annotation, biological process: positive regulation of type II interferon production; interleukin-18-mediated signaling pathway.
AUGUAUCACAGAGCAUUGCCCUUGACACUUUGGGUACUUAUGUUUAUAAGAGCUGCAGAAUCUUGUACUUCACUUUUCUACAUGACUGCGGUUGAAGGGGAACCUUUCUAUCUGAACGGCUGCUUAGAGUCACAGACUAAGAAUGACACUGCCACUAUCAGAUGGUCCCGAAGCCACGGAUCACAGGAACUUGUCAAACUAAACCUAAGCAGUUCACCCAGAAUUACUUUGCUUGAUGAUAUUUUGGAGUUUUGGCCAGUUGAAUUGGAUGACAGUGGUUUAUACACUGUCGAAAUGGGAAUUUAUACUAAGACAUGGAAUUUAAGUGUCAUCAGAAGAAAUGAACACAGCUGUUUUAGCGAAAAACGAGUAACUAGUACAAGCGUGGAAGUUGGAAAAUCUUUGCAGUUAUCUUGCAAUGAUGCAUACUAUGCAUACUAUGAGAAACGGGUGAAAAACAUAUCUAUGAUUAAGGACUGUGAAAAGCCACUCUCGGAUUCAUCGAUAAGCAAGAAUGCCAAGUUGGAAGAUCAGGGCUAUUACUCCUGUGUGUUUUCCCUUCAUCAUAAUGGAAAACUAUUUAACCUCACCAAAACCCACAAUGUAACUAUAGUCAAAGAUCACAGUACUAUAGUUCCAGUUAUUCUUGGACCAAAGCCUGACUAUGUUGAAGUGGAAUUAGGAAAAGAUGUACAACUCAACUGCUCUGCUUUGGGGAAUGAAGGGGAUUCCAUUUGUUGGGACUACCUCCCAAAAAAUCCACAUGAAGAAAAAACAGUGAAAAGUAGGACUUCAGAAGGCAAGUGGCAGCUUUCAAGCAUAUUGAGAAUUGUGAAUGUUAAUGAAAAUAAUCUAAAUGUUUCCUAUAGUUGCUCUGUGUACAACUUGGCAAACAUAGACACUAAACAGUUCAUCUUGUUGAAAAAAGAAAAUGUGGAUAUUCCAGGCCAUAUCUUCACGGGAGGAAUGAUUGUAGCUGUUUUGGUCUCGGUGGCAGUAGUGUGCCUGGUGAUUGUGUGUGUCAUUUAUAGAGUCGACUUGGUUCUAUUUUAUAGACAUUUAACAGGAAGAGAUGAAACAUUAACAGAUGGAAAAACAUAUGAUGCUUUUGUGUCUUACCUAAAAGAAUGCCCACCUGAGAACAGAGAGGAGUACACCUUUGCUGUGGAGAUUUUGCCCAGGGUGCUGGAGAAGCAUUUUGGGUAUAAGUUAUGCAUAUUUGAAAGAGAUGUAGUGCCUGGAAGAGCUGUUGUUGAUGAGAUUCAUUCACUGAUAGAGAAAAGCCGAAGACUAAUCAUUGUUCUGAGUAAAAGUUAUAUGUCUAAUGAAGUCAGGUAUGAACUUGAAAGUGGACUCCAUGAAGCGCUGGUGGAAAGGAAAAUUAAAAUAAUCUUAAUUGAAUUCACACCUCUUAGGGACCUCACGUUCUUGCCUCAAUCACUAAAGCUUUUGAAAUCUCACAGAGUUCUGAAGUGGAAUGCAGAUCAGUCUCCCCCUUACAACUCAAGAUUCUGGAAAAACCUUCUUUACUUAAUGCCUGCGAAAUCGGUGGAACUAGAUAGAGAUGAAACAGAAGUCUUGCCUGUUCUUUCAAAAUACUGA